This is a messenger RNA of Toxotes jaculatrix (banded archerfish), 1737 nucleotides long. RefSeq names its product XK, Kell blood group complex subunit-related family, member 6b (gene xkr6b). The coding region runs from base 1 to 1737 and encodes 578 amino acids. The transcript is spliced from 3 exons. Gene Ontology annotation, biological process: phosphatidylserine exposure on apoptotic cell surface; engulfment of apoptotic cell; apoptotic process involved in development. Lineage: Eukaryota; Metazoa; Chordata; Actinopteri; Toxotidae. The record is from RefSeq and is a predicted model, not a curated record. Gene Ontology annotation, cellular component: plasma membrane.
AUGGCAGCGAAAUCCGAUGGUCGCGGGGUCGUCACCGGUUUCGCCCAGCUGCACAACCUGGACGAGGUGGUGGGUACGGGAGAGGACGACACUCGGAACGGCAGCUCAUUCCACAUCUGCCACUGCUGCAACACCUCGUCGUGCUACUGGGGAUGCCGGAGCGCCUGCCUGCAUUACCUCCGGGGGAUGGGGAAGGGGAAGGGGAGAGAUGCGGCGCGGCCACCGCAGGAGGAGCGCCUCUGGCUGGACUGCCUGUGGAUCAUCCUGGCACUGCUGGUCUUCUUCUGGGACGUGGGGACCGAUUUGUGGCUGGCCAUCGACUAUUAUCACAAGCAGGACUUCCUGUGGUCAGGCCUGACCCUGUUCUUCGUGCUGGUGCCCUCGGUUCUGGUCCAGAUCCUGAGCUUCAGGUGGUUUGUGCAGGAUUACACUGGGGGCGGACUGGGCUCCGUGGAGGGGCUGAGUAGUCGUAGAGCUACAGCCUGUCUGCAAAGAGACAGGUGCUGCCGCCUCUCUGUCUGGGUCUGGCAGACCGUCAUACACAUCUUUCAGAUGGGACAAGUGUGGAGGUACAUCCGCACCAUGUACCUCGGCAUACAAAGUCACCGGCAGAAGGAGAACCAGCGGCGUUUUUACUGGGCUAUGAUGUACGAGUAUGCCGAUGUCAACAUGCUGCGACUGCUAGAGACCUUCUUAGAAAGCGCCCCUCAGCUGGUGCUGCAGCUCUGCAUCAUGAUCCAGAGCAACAAGGCUGAGUGGCUGCAGUGUGUUUCUGCCAUGUCCUCCCUCCUGUCCCUGGCCUGGGUGCUAGCCUCUUACCACAAACUCCUGCGUGAUUCACGUGACGACAAGAAGAGCAUGAGUUACCGAGGUGCCCUGGUGCAUCUGUUCUGGCGCCUUUUUACCAUCUCCUCACGGGUGCUCUCCUUUGCCCUAUUUGCCUCCGUUUUCCACAUCUACUUUGGCAUUUUUGUGGUGCUCCAUUGGUGCGCCAUGGCUUUCUGGGUCAUCCAUGGCGGCACCGACUUCUGCAUGUCCAAGUGGGAGGAGGUACUGUUCAACAUGGUGGUGGGCGUGGUCUAUGUCUUCUGUUGGUUCAAUGUACGUGAAGGCCGGACGCGGUACAGAAUGGUGGCCUAUUACACAGUAGUACUGUUAGAGAACGCCAUCCUCAGCUCCCUUUGGUAUGCGUACCGCGACCCAGCCACCACUGACGCCUAUGCCUCUUUUGCCCUCUGUGGCGUCUUCCUGUGCUUUGCCUCAGGUGUGGCCUGUAUGGUUCUCUAUUACGGGGUCCUACACCCCAUGGGCCCCCGGCUGAGGGUGCUGGCCAGCUCCUGCUGUGCUGAGCUGCUGUGGGGCCUUCCGCUACCCCCCGAGGCUGAGCCCAUGGCUCCCACACCGGGCCCCCGUGGUUCUCAGGCCACCCCCACACGGGGUCUGGCAGGAGAACAUGUGGAGUCAGAUGAAACAGCCACGGACACCUGCCUUCCGGUUUUCCAGGUGAGGUCCACAGAGCCUGUGGAUGCAGCCGGAAGGCCCAUCCGACCCGAGGGUCCUCUCAUCAAGAUAGACAUGCCCAGAAAACGCUACCCAGCCUGGGACGCACACUUUGUGGAUCGGCGCCUGCGCAGGACCAUAAAUGUGCUGCAGUACAUUAGCCCUAAUGCGGUGGGCAUCAGGUAUAGGGAUGGUCCGCUUCUUUAUGAACUCCUGCAGUACGAAUCCUCCCUCUGA